This is a messenger RNA of Epinephelus fuscoguttatus (brown-marbled grouper), 9818 nucleotides long. RefSeq names its product A disintegrin and metalloproteinase with thrombospondin motifs 9-like. Gene Ontology annotation, cellular component: extracellular matrix. Gene Ontology annotation, molecular function: zinc ion binding; metalloendopeptidase activity. Lineage: Eukaryota; Metazoa; Chordata; Actinopteri; Perciformes; Serranidae. The coding region runs from base 288 to 6110 and encodes 1940 amino acids. The record is from RefSeq and is a predicted model, not a curated record. Gene Ontology annotation, biological process: proteolysis; extracellular matrix organization. The transcript is spliced from 40 exons.
CCUAGCUGGGGAGAAAGCUGGUGCACAGGCUUGCAGCGGAGCCCAUCGCAGUUGACUGUUUGAGCAGCCCACCCCUCUCUCUGCAGUAUGCAUGUUUGCCAGGGACUCGCGUUCACGUCCCUGCAGUGUACUUCACCGGCCAGAGACCAUCUACUGAAGAGUCGAGGAUAGGCCUAAUAAAAUUGGAUGUGGCAGGCGGACCGGAGGCGGAAAGCCCGGAGUGACCGGAGGAAUACAGUAUUACUACAGGAAUACAGGCUGCCGCUCUCCUCUGAACGUGGACAAUCAUGCAUGUGCUCUUCUGGGGCUUGGGGUUCCUACUAUUCCCUGAUUUCUUGAAUGUAGUCGCAUCUACGGGGAAAUUGCUUUUGAAUUCAAGCACAGUAAAAGAGGAGAUCGGCGCUUAUGAGAUUGUAACACCGGUGCGAGUGAAUGAAGCCGGUGACAAGUUUCCAACCAGUGUGCACUUCAAGAGGAAAAGACGAAGUUUGGACGAGAGCACCGGCAAUACUACGGAUCACUGGGCCUCGCCAAAUAUUCACUACAGGAUAUCUGCUUUCGGACAGCAUUAUCACCUCAACCUCACGCUGGAUUCGGGAUUUAUCGCACCUCUCUACACUGUGACAGUACUUGGAGUGCCCCGAGGAGAUAACAUAACGGAUUUUGCAACAGACGGGGAGGUGGAGGAGGAGGACACGGAGUUAAGGCACUGCUUCUAUAAAGGACUUGUAAAUGCACAAGCAGAACACGCCGCGGUCAUCAGUUUGUGCUCCGGACUGCUUGGCACUUUCAGGUCUCCACAAGGGGAAUAUUUUGUGGAGCCCCUACACAGCUAUCAAGGAGAACACUAUGAAGAGGAACACACAAAACCUCAUAUUGUAUACAGGAAGAGUGCACCCAAGAAACAGACAUCUGGGGAGGACUCAGCUUGUGACACUUCAGGGCACAAACACAGACACAAGAGACACAAGCUUAAGAGAAGGCCAGUGGCCGGGGUGACCACUGUGUCCAAUGCAGCCCCUGUGGUCAGCGGCGGUAUACUCAGUGCUGUGGAGUCACUGGGUGCCAGCCUGGCCAGCAAUGCUUUGCUCAGAUCAGAGAGCGGCAGUGCUAGCGCUAGACCAUCAAAUGAUAGCAGCGGUGACUCAGGACCUCACAGGAGAUCAAAGCGCUUCCUCUCCUACCCGCGCUUUGUUGAAGUCAUGCUGGUGGCUGACAGCAAAAUGGUGGAGCAUCACGGCAGCAACCUACAGCACUACAUACUCACACUAAUGUCCAUCGUAUCAUCCAUCUACAAGGACCCCAGCAUCGGCAACCUGAUCAACAUUGUAAUUGUAAAAUUAGUCAUAAUAAACAACGAGCAGGAUGGUCCAGUCAUUUCAUUUAAUGCACAGACCACUUUAAAGAACUUCUGCAUUUGGCAGCAGAGUCAGAACAUCCUGGAUGAUAACCACCAUUCCCAUCACGACACUGCCAUCCUAAUUACCAGGCAGGACAUCUGCAGAGCAAGGGAUAAGUGUGACACCUUAGGACUUGCAGAGUUGGGGACGGUGUGUGAUCCAUACAGGAGUUGCAGCAUCAGUGAGGACAAUGGACUCAGCACUGCAUUCACCAUUGCCCAUGAACUUGGCCAUGUGUUCAACAUGCCUCAUGACGACAGUAACAAGUGUAAGGAGGAUGGAGUUAAGAUUCAGCAACAUGUGAUGGCUCCCACACUUAACUACAACACAAACCCUUGGAUGUGGUCCAAGUGUAGCAGGAAGUACAUCACAGAGUUCCUCGACACAGGAUAUGGUGAGUGCUUGCUCGACGAGCCCGUUUCUAGGCCGUACAGUCUUUCGCAGCAGCUGCCUGGACGGAUAUACAAUGUCAAUAAACAGUGCGAAUUGAUAUUUGGGCCAGGAACGCAGGUGUGCCCUUAUAUGUUUCAGUGUCGGAGGCUGUGGUGCACCAGUCCAGAGGGCGCCCAGCGGGGCUGCAGGACUCAGCACAUGCCGUGGGCAGACGGCACUGACUGCUCCCCUGGAAAGCACUGCAAACACGGCCUGUGUAUAGCCAAAGAGCACGAUGCCACACCUGUGGAGGGGGCAUGGGGAGUUUGGAGCCCUUUCGGUACCUGUUCACGGACAUGCGGCGGGGGCAUCAAGAUCGCCGUGCGUGAAUGCAACCGACCCGUGCCCAGGAAUGGAGGAAUGUAUUGCGUGGGUCGCCGAAUGAAGUUUCGUUCCUGUAAUUCUGAGCCCUGCUCCAAGCAGAAGAAGGACUUCAGGGAGGAGCAAUGUGCGGCUUUUGAUGGCAGGCACUUCAACAUCAACGGUCUACCUCCUAAUGUUCGCUGGGUGCCCAAGUACAGCGGAAUCCUGAUGAAGGACAGGUGUAAGCUGUUCUGCAGGGUGGCAGGCAGCACGGCCUACUAUCAGCUCAGGGACAGGGUCAUUGAUGGCACGCCGUGCGGACCCGAUACCAACGACAUCUGUGUCCAGGGCCUGUGCAGGCAAGCGGGCUGUGACCAUGUGUUGAACUCCAAAGCCAGGAGGGACAAGUGUGGCGUGUGUGGAGGUGACAACUCUUCCUGCAAAACUGUGGCAGGCACCUUCAACAUCGUCCGCUAUGGCUAUAAUGAAGUUGUGCGAAUACCCAGUGGUGCUACAAAUAUAGAUGUACGUCAACACAGCUACUCAGGGAAACCGGAGGAUGACAACUACCUCGCCAUAUCAAAUAGCCGUGGAGAGUUCCUGCUUAAUGGAGAGUUUGUGGUCAGCAUGUUCAAAAGGGAAAUCAAAGUAGGAAAUGCCAUCAUCGAGUACAGUGGUUCUGACCAUGUCAUUGAGAGGAUCAACUGUACUGACCGCAUUGAGGAGGAGAUCAUUGUCCAGGUGCUGUCUGUGGGGAACCUUUACAACCCAGAUGUCAGGUACUCCUUCAACAUCCCCAUAGAAGACAAACCUCAGCAGUUCUUCUGGGAUGCCUAUGGGCCCUGGCAGGAGUGCAGCCGCCUGUGCCAAGGAGAGCGCAAGCGGAAAAUUCUGUGUAGCAGAGAGUCAGACAGGGUGGUGGUAUCGGACCAGAGGUGUCACGGUACAGCCAGACCUGCUGUCAUCACUGAGCCCUGUAACACUGAAUGUGAACUCAGGUGGCAUGUUGCUCGUAAGAGUGAGUGCACAGCUCAGUGCGGCCUGGGAUAUCGUACCCUGGAAAUAUACUGUGCCAAAAUCAGCCGUGCAGAUGGUAAAACGCAGAAGGUUGAUGACCGCUACUGUAGCGGUCAGCGCAAACCUGAUGACAAGGAAGGUUGCCAUGGAGACUGUAACCCAGGUGGCUGGGAGUACUCGCCUUGGACAGAGUGCUCCAAGAGCUGCGGUGGAGGCACCCGCCGUCGAGGGGCAGUGUGUCGAAAGGCAGCCGAGGCUGGCGGUGAUGAGAGCAAAUGCAGUCAAAGGGACAAGAUGACCGUCCAACCCUGCAAUGAAUUCCUCUGUCCACAAUGGAAGACUGGCGACUGGUCUGAGUGCCUGGUGACAUGCGGGAAAGGCUAUAAGCACCGUCAGACGUGGUGUCAGUUUGGUGAGGACCGUUUAGAUGACCGCUUUUGUGGCUCAUCUAAACCUGAAUCGGUGCAGACGUGCCAGCAGCAGGAGUGUGCCUCUUGGCAGGUUGGACCAUGGGGACAGUGCACUACCUCGUGUGGGCCAGGCUACCAGAUGCGAGCGGUGAAGUGUGUAGUUGGCUCUUAUGGUGCUGUCAUGGAUGACACUGAAUGUAAUGCUGCCACCCGGCCCACUGACACCCAGGACUGUGAACUGGCCCAGUGUCCCAGCAGCCACCCUGUUCCCCCAGGGACUAAAGUCCCCUCCCACCAGGGCCACAAAACCCAGUGGCGCUUUGGCUCCUGGACCCAGUGUAGUGCCAGCUGUGGCAAAGGGACACGUAUGCGCUACGUGAGUUGCCGUGACAACCAAGGUGGUGUGGCAGAGGAGUCGGCAUGCGCCCACCUACCAAAACCCCCUGCCAGAGAAGUGUGCUCAGUGGUGGCCUGCGGACAGUGGAAAGUGCUGGAAUGGACAGUGUGCUCAGUAACCUGUGGCCAGGGGAAGACGACACGGCAGGUACUGUGCGUCAACUUCAGUGACCAAGAAGUGAAUGCUAGUGAGUGUGACCCAGACGAUCGUCCUACCACAGAGCAGGACUGCGCUAUGUCUCAAUGCCCGUCCCGCUCCAGUGACUCCCGACCUUUCCCGUCCUCACCAAAUGCCAGCAACAGGAACAACCUGCCCCGCAGCCAAUCCCACCAAUGGCGGACUGGACCCUGGGGCGCGUGCUCCAGCACAUGUGCAGGAGGUUUCCAGCGCCGUGUAGUAGUGUGCCAGGAUGAGAACGGCUACCCUGCCAACAGCUGUGAGGAUCGCAGCCGGCCCAGUGAGCAGCGAUCCUGUGAGUCAGGGCCAUGUCCACAGUGGAUCUAUGGCAGCUGGGGAGAGUGCACCAAGCCGUGUGGAGGUGGGAUCAAGACUAGGCUGGUGGUGUGUCAGCGUCCAAACGGCGAGCGUUUCAAUGAUCUGAGCUGCGAGAUCCAUGACAAGCCACCAGAUCGUGAGCAGUGCAAUACUCAGCCGUGCCCGUCUAGCCCCCACUGGAGCACAGACCCAUGGAGCUCGUGCUCUGCCUCCUGUGGAAGAGGAUUCAAGUCCCGUAAGGUGGGCUGUGUGACCGGGUCAGGCCGCCCCGUCCCAGAGGAAAACUGCCAGCAUCUGUCCCCCAAACCCAGGAAGCAAAGGCGCUGCAGAGGUGGACAAUGCCCUAAGUGGAAGACUGGCAACUGGGGAGAGUGUUCAGCAUCGUGUGGUGACGGCAUCCAGCGACGGGAGGUGUUCUGCCAGGUCGGAGCCCGCCGCAGCCCGCAGGAGACCGGCUGCUCCCAGCGCUCCAGACCGGCGUCCAGCCAGAGCUGCCGUGCGGCCGACUGCCCCUCCCGGUACCGGUGGAGAGAAGGAGACUGGCAGACGUGCAGUAAAUCAUGUGGAACGGGCCACCGACGACGAGCCUUGCAGUGCAUGGACCACAACCAGCAGGAGGUCCACGAGAUGUACUGUGUGAACCAGAUCAGACCUCCAGACAUAGAGAGCUGUAACACCCAUGCUUGUGAAUUGAUCUGGAUCACAGGAGAAUGGACUGAGUGCUCAGCCAGCUGUGGUCAGGGCUACCGCCAGCGUCUGAUCUCCUGCAGCGAGGUGCAUGUGGAGAAUGACAACUAUGAGUACGGCCAUCAGUCUUUGUCCAACUGCCCGGGGACCCCCCCUGAGAGCUACAUGCCUUGUAAUUUGGACCCGUGCCCGCAGCCACAGGAGUGGAGGGUUGGAAUCUGGGGACCGUGUUCAGCGAGCUGUGGUGAUGGUGUGAUGGAGAGGACGGUGCAGUGUGUGUCAGCAGAUGGUCAGGAAACCAAUAGGUGUUCUCAAGGUGCCAUACCAGAGGCCAGGAAAGUUUGCAGAAAUCCAAGCUGCCAUCUGCCCUCUAGCUGUCAAGACGUCCAGAGCACAAACGGCCCCCUCCCAGACGGCGAACACCUUCUCAAUAUUCAAGGAAGAGCUCUCAAAGUCUACUGUGCAGGAAUGCAGACAGAGACUCCGCAGGAGUACAUCACCUUGACGACCGGAGAAGGGGAGAAUUUUUCGGAGAUCUUUGGCUUCAGACUCAAUGACCCCACCCAGUGUCCAGCAAACGACUCCAGAAGAGAGGAUUGCGACUGUCGGAGAGACUACACCGCCGCUGGCAUCAGCACCUUCUCCAAAGUCCGCCUGGACCUCAGCAAGAUGAACAUCAUCACUACAGACUGGCAGUUUGCUGUCACCCGAGAAGGCAAGAGUGUUCCAUUCGCUACAGCUGGAGACUGCUACAGUGCCGCACGCUGUCCACAGGGGCGGUUCAGGAUCAAUCUCUCAGGAACAGGUUUUAAGGUGGCUGAGGACACCUCGUGGAUCUCCCAAGGCAACUAUGCAGUGGCUAAUAUACGAAAAUCACAGGAUGGCAGCAGAGUGUCAGGAAUAUGCGGAGGCUACUGCGGGAAAUGUACACCGUCCUCUGGCUCCAGUCUGCCUGUGAUAGUGGAGUAGAUCUAAUACCAUCAAACAGCAUCUAUGUCCAUUCAUCUCGGCAGUCCUCUUCAGGUCCUCAUUGUGUCAACACGUCCCUCCUCUUUGGUGCUACGGCCAAUUCAGAGCUCAAACUCGCCCUGACCUCUCUCACUUCCAUGUGUGUAUAGUGUAAAUGAAUGUGGUGUAAGUACUGUACAUAGCAGGAUAAAAAAUGUCUUAUUUAUUGUACUCUCCAUUUAUUUUUGUAUUGUAAUAUAAUUUAACAGUUUUGUUGUCUAUAGCGAACACCACACAGUUACACACAGUUUAUCAGAGUUUAGCCAGAAUGUGCCUUCCAAUUUGGACAUUUGCCAUUUGGAGCUUUUCAUACUGUUGUUAAAUCACACUGCAUGUGUUACAGCCAUAUGUUCAUUUUUAGACCAGUUCAUUAUGUUGGGUUUAUUACAGUUAUGUUAUUGUUGUGAUGGUCACCAGACCUGUUCAUAUUCAGGGGGGUGUCAGUCAGUGGACUAUUUUUUUUAAAAUCACUUCGGGCACAUACACAGAUGCCCAGUAUAACUAUAGUCCUAUUUUAUACUGUGUGCCAACAAGCAGCUCCUUUAGAAAACUUUCUUGAUUUAGUGAAGUGAGAGUUUAGUGAUGUUCUCAGUAAGAUGGCACCAGUGAGUCCACUUCUAAGUUGUAAGUAACUGUUGCUGUAAAUUCAGUCCAGCUACUUCCUGGGCUGCUCUACUCUGUGACAGUCUGCAACUUUCAGUGCUUUGCUCAUCAACAGCUUCUCAGCAAUUUUGAGGUGUUGCAUUUGUAGCCAAUUAUAUCCAAAAGUGUGGACUAGCUGGAUUGUGGUCAGGCUGCUCCACCUGCAUCUCUCCAGCUGUCAACUGCAGCUGUAUGUCUUCCUCCAGCUGGACAGGAGAGAGGAAAGUGCGAUAAAUAAUAACACACGGCAGGAAAAAGCCAGAGGCCUGUACUACAAAGCAGGAUUUGGGGUUAAUGAGGUAACGUCAGUCUCAAACCUAAGACUUUCUAUUUUCACUCUGGUUUUAAAACAGCAUCUGAAAAGAAGGAGAGAUCAUGUAAAACACUAAACACAUAAUGAUGAUUCUAGCUUCAUUUUAAUUGUGCAAAGUUUACUUUAUCCCCACAGUGAUAGCUGACAGUGUGGCUCAUUUUACACCGAUUCCAUCACAGCAGCUCAGAAUAACAUGAGGCACCUGUGUGAUGAGAACAGGAAAUAAAAACAUGAGCUUGAUUUCUAGUAAUGGCCUCUGGUGUUGCUGCCACGACAAACACACCUGCAUUUUGAAGAUACACCCAUAUUGAUACUGUAAUUUGAAGUUGUUUUACUGAAUGUCAAAAGACACUCUGGGGAUAAAGUCAAUUCAGUGUCUUUUAGUUUUGUACCAAAUAUAAGGUGAAACAGUGAGCACUCUAUUUUUCAGUAAGCCUGAAUAUCUGAACUGUCUAUGAUACAUACAUCAGCAUCAGAAUCAUUCUCAGUAUGUUUCAAUUUCAGAAAAGAUCCAUUCAUGCUUCUUGCUGAGUUGUAGCAAUCACAGCUGCAUCCUCUCUGCAGUACGAGGACAGUGGGUAUUAGAGAGCAACUGUGAGGCAGUUGAAGGGAAUGAUGAUAAUGUAUGUUCCCAGAAUGAAGUGUGCUAAUGCCAACAAAGAGUUGGCGUGGAGGUGGGAUUUACAGGCCAGACGUAGGGAGGAAGUGAGAUGUUUACCCAUGCACAAACACACUGUACACACACACAAACACACUGGAACACAUUACUGGGUCACGAGGAGGAGGCUGUACUGUAGGUUACACGAACUGUAGAGAUUACGCUGCCAGACAUCAGAGAGAACCGAAUUCCUUUGUGUUGUUGCAUAUCUCUCAGGUAGCGUGCGGUGACCAGGGAGAGCCAUUAGCCUUUAGCUUUUACAGAACAGACAGGUUAGCUUAUCUGGAGCAACUUGAAAGAAAGACCUCACCUCAGGCCAAUAGAAUUCCAGUAGACACUCCGGAGAUGCGAUGCACUGGUUCGGCCCUGGAGACACCUCUAAAACUGCUGAGCCCACAGGUCCCGCAGCGUGAUUUCUGUCCAGAUGCUGCCUGUAAACUUUACCUUCUGUACCUCACAUUCUUCUCUCCAUCUUUGUGUUUUUUUUUUUUUUUUUUAAUGAGUCUAUCCAAACUGUACAUACCGAUGUGCUCCUGUGUGGAGCAUUCUGACAUGUUGUUUUUGUGACAAUAUCAGGGUACUUUUUGUGUAUAUGUAUGUUUUUGUAUUUCUUUUGCAGGUUUACACAGUUUUUAUGAGCAUUUUUUUCUGUUUCAGAAACAUUGAAAGACACAGGAAGAAUUCAGACAUUAUUUAAAGGAACAGUGUGUAAGAUCUAGGGGGAUUUAGUGACAUCUACUGGCAAAGAUUGCCAAUUGCAAUCAGCUGAAUCUUGUCCCAGUUAGAAUUCUUUUAAUGUCUGUGGUUCAGGAGGUUUUUAGAGUGAGUCGAAUUAUCUGCAGAGGUCUGCUCCUCUCCAAAACAAUGUGAUUGAAACUGAUAAAAAACACUGAAUAAAGCAGUUUCACAUUACAAAUCAGUGUUUCUCAGACACUGUUUGGCAUGGCGGAGAUGGCCGCUAGCCCAGCACCUGCUAAUGUGUGCUCACCUUUUUUCUCUGCCAACUUAAGAUUCAGAGAGCCAGGAGCCAAAUUGUCUUCAAAAGUCUCUUCCUCUCCAAAUCAGAUGUAUCUGGUGAUUUAAACCAGUAGAAACACAGAAUAAAGCAGUUUCACAGGGGCUGCAAACUACGGGGAAACUCGAAUGGCCCUGUCUGGAGCUAGUAUUUGGUUUGUCUGCUUUUGGAUACUGUAGAACAUGGUGGUGCAACGUAGCAGACUCCGUGGACGAAAACCUGCUCCAUAUGUAGAUAUAAAUGGCUCAUAAGGUAACAAAAACACAACUAUUUUUAUUUUCAAGUGAUUUAUACACCAACACACUUAGUGUAUUAUAUUCCAUUUCUGCCAAUGUGUCCCCCUAAAUCCUACAUGCUGGACCUUUAAGCCUUAACUGUGUAUAGGGUAGAUGUGCAGGGUGCAUACUGUAUGUACAACUGUUUAAGAAGCCAUAUUUGCUUUUCUAAGCCUUUCUGUAUAUGGUGCUAUUUCUCAGCCUCACUGUAUGUGAUAAUGUGCACACUUCAGCCAAAGGGAAUUUCACAGUCUUAAUCUGCCUCUAUACCAGUAUGAAAUUAUUUCUAAAGACACGGGGAAGUAAACAUUUUGUGUCUUACUGACAGUUGCAACUGAUAAAUGCACUUCUCAUUGUGAAUGUCAGAAGUUAAUCAAUAGAGUUCUCAGGUGUCAUAAAUGAAGGGAUUAUUAUGAUAUUUAAGUGUAUUUAUCUUAUUUUACACAUUUGCCACAUGUUUAUCAGGUAACUGAAAAAUGUAUUAUUAAAGUUUAACAAAGUGUCAUUAUAUUAUGCUUUAUUUUAUAUGCAAAUAUUUAUUUUAUCUUUUCUUUGUGUGAAUGUACAUAGGCUUUGGCCAUAAGUGACUAUGAAUUACCAUUCAUUAUGGCCAUAAAAUGAACCGUCUGGCAACACAUUUCCUGUUUUGUGUAUACGUUUAUUUAUAUGUGUGUGUCAUAUCUGCGUACACUGUAUAAGCAGAGUUUGGUGCUGCCAUAUGAAAAGCAUGAUUUAUGUAUGAGAUCAGAUAAGCAAUGAUCAGAAG